GCUUGCUUUCCAAUCUGCUUCGACUGCCAGAGCUAUAAAUCCAGGGGCCCGUCGUUCCGUCUGAGGUCAGCCAUCGCACCGUGUCUGCCUCUUCACAUCUCCACUCCCUCCCUCUCUCCAACUCCCACUCCUCCACCAUGACCAUCCAGAAGAAGCUUGCCUGGGCCACCCUUGUCACCGCCGACGACUAUGUCAUCGGCGCUAAGGUCCUUCGCCACAGCCUCUCCAAGGUCGGCUCGCCCUACCCACUCGUCAUCAUGUACAGCGAAAGCGUCUCGCCUGAGGGCGUCCGCUCCCUCGCCGGCCUCGACAAUGUCAUCCUGCGUCUCGUCACGCCCCUGCUUGCCCAGCCUCACCAAAAGGUCAACUACGCCUUUGAGCGCUUCAAGGAGGUGUGGUCCAAGAUGAAGGCCUGGGAGCUCACCGACUUUGAAGUCGUCACCUUCCUGGACUCGGACAUGCUCGUCCUCCAGAACAUGGACGAGCUCUUUGACCUGCUCCCCGAGGACAAGCAGCUGGUUGCCUCGGCCGGCUGCUGCUGCAACCCGAUGAAGUUUGCUCACUACCCGAAGCACUGGAUCCCCGAGAACUGCCCGAUGCCCAAGCCCCUCGCCGAUCAGCGUUACUUCAACUCGGGCAUGUUUGUCUUCCGGCCUAGCCUCGAGACCAUGGACAGCAUCACCGAGCGCUUCCACAGCGAGACCGACCUGACGCGCUUCAUGUUUGCGGACCAGGACUUUCUGAAUGAGUUCUUUGCCGACUAUUCCGCCUCGCCGCUGCGAUACAAUGCCUUGCGCACGGCCAUGGUCCAUCACGCCGAUCUGUGGGACCCGGCCGACAUCAAGAACAUCCACUACGUCUUGAGCCCCAAGCCCUGGAAGUACGAUCUCGCCGACCCCAAGCAUCAGGACGACAUCUAUUAUCCGCUCUUCAAGAGCUGGUGGGAUGUCGCAGCCGAAUACGAGCCCGACUUUGUCUUCUCGCCCUAAAGCUACCAAGCCUUUAGCAGCUGGACUCGGUCUCCUACACACACUCAGCGCUCCAAUUGAAUCGAACAUUCCCCCUCCUACUCAAUACUAUACACACAACCGCAUACUAGAUUUAUCGGUACACACGGCAGUUCUGCAACGAUUGCGGUUGCUCGAACAGGCAAUGUCUGCGGCUCGUUUGAACCAGGCGCUCUCUAGUGCUGCCUUUGCAUGAUGGACUCAGUGUCUGACGUCGCCCGACACGAACUAUCAUCGCUCCGCAACCAAACCAGACAGGUCGUGUGAGCUGUCACGAUGGGCGGGGAUUGCUUUUAUCGCACUUUAGAAUGAACUGGGGACUCCAUGCAUUGUAGACGAUUUUCACGCCGUAUA
This is a messenger RNA of Polychytrium aggregatum, 1361 nucleotides long. Its product is annotated as LPS:glycosyltransferase. Lineage: Eukaryota; Fungi; Chytridiomycota; Chytridiomycetes; Polychytriales. The transcript has a single exon. The record is from RefSeq and is a predicted model, not a curated record. The coding region runs from base 138 to 989 and encodes 283 amino acids. Gene Ontology annotation, molecular function: glycosyltransferase activity.